Molecule: messenger RNA, 2786 nt
Organism: Acanthopagrus latus (yellowfin seabream)
Lineage: Eukaryota; Metazoa; Chordata; Actinopteri; Spariformes; Sparidae
Gene: mpzl2b
Product: myelin protein zero-like 2b
Exons: 5
Coding region: 552-1346 (264 amino acids)
Biological process (GO): cell-cell adhesion
Cellular component (GO): membrane
Source: RefSeq, a predicted model, not a curated record
ACAAAAAGUCACACAAUCCUCUAUAUGGCAAUAAGCUCUUGGCUGCCAACACAAUCACUACCCCUGUUACACAAAAUAAAUAUUUCCUUCAUUUCCGGCAGCACCUGAACACAACACGUCGACCUUUGCUCCUUGAAUGGAGACUGAUCACUUUUGGGGGCACAAGAUGGAAACAAGUCAACAGUCGUGGUUGACUCCAUAGUUAACACAUUACACUUGACUGUCACCACAGAGUGUGCCUGCCUGUGGAGAGGACGCGGUGCUGUCAGGGUGCUGAUGUGCCGCUGAGCAGCAGGCGUUACAAAACAAGUUGAGCCAGAAGUUGUCCGAGAGGCCGUGAACGCCGCCCCUCAGGUGUGUGCGCGCAGGUUGACUCCCAUUUCCACCUCCGCAGCGUAGAUUCACAGAUAAAACCUCUUUCAGCUUGACGACGGUCCCGCUCCGACGUUUUUACUGAGUUCCGGACUCCAUUCAACAACAAAAACAAGACUUACAUGAGGGGACUUUUACAGAGGAAUUAAAACCGGCCGGAGCUGAUCGAGGCAGGACUCAUGUUUUCAUGUUUCCCCAUGUAUCGGAUAUGGUUUCUGCUUCUCCUGGGAGGAGGAUUCGUGCUGCCAGGGGUCAGUGGAAUAACUAUCUACACUCCGGGUGAGGUGGAAGCAGUCAACGGGACAAAUGUGAGACUGAAGUGCACCUUCUCCUCCACUGACCCAGUGUCGCUCAAGACCGUCACGGUGUCCUGGAACUUUCGUCCUUUAAAUUCAGGAUCGGAGGAGUCGGUCUUUUACUACCAGGAGUUACCGUACCCUCCGGAGCAUGGCCGUUUUAAAGGCCGCGCGGUGUGGUCGGGAGAUAUUAUGAGAAAGGAUGUCUCCAUCACCCUGCAUGAGGUGCUCCCGACCUUUAAUGGCACCUACACCUGCCAGGUGCGCAACCUUCCAGAUGUGCACGGCAGCAGUGGAGAGAUCGUCCUCUCGGUCGUCAACAAAGCUUCCCUAUCUGAGAUCAGCCUCCUGGCGGCAGCAGUCGGAGGCGCCUGCGCCGUAAUCCUGGUCCUGCUCGGUAUCUUCGUGGCGGUGAGAUUCUACAGGAGGAAGCACAUGGCCAACGACACUGAGAUGAGCGUGCGGGAGCAAGAGUGGAAGGACCCGACCGUGUGUUCGCCUGAAGAGGCAGUUCAUCUGAAAAAGUUGAUGAGGAAGAAAGAAGCUGACAGUUCAGAUGAUGAAGAGUCUGAACCCAGCAGUGGAGAUGAUGAGGAAGAGGAAGGCCUUGAAGAGGAAGAUGAUGAUGAUGAUGAUGAUGAUGACUAUGCUGACGAUGAUGGUGGUGAUGAUGAUUAAAAGGACACACUAGAUUGAUUAGAAUUGUUUUUAAGGUUAUGACAUCCACCUUGUUACCCUUCAUUUACAUGAUUUGUUGUACCUUUUUAGAGUUCAGUGCACUACGAGUACUGAAUCACAUUAAAGGGGCAGUUCACAAAACACAUUUUUCCUCUUACCUGGAUGUAAGUUGCUUAGUUACAGAGGUAUUGGCUGUUGAUUCUGCCUGUUUGAUACCACUCAGCUUGUGCUGAUUAUCCGCAGACUCUGUUGUGAGCAGUUUUAUGCGAGAACUGCCCUCUUUCCGAAUCACUCUGCAGAAGGAAACCUGCACAGGGACGAGAGGCUCGGGAUGUAAACAUUAACGGCGUCUUCCAGGUUUUAAGUUAGCAGCCCUCGUUAGCCGGCCUCUAGUUCCAUUACAGACGCACCAAAAUAAUCUAGAUGGAUAAGCAGCACUACAGGGAAAGAGGAAAAUGAUGUGUUACUGAUUUUAAGGUGAACUUUUCCUUUAAUACAUAACAAUACAUGCUGAAAGAGAAUCGCAUCGACUCUGAGCCGAAUCUGAGUUAUUAUCUCUUUCAUUCAGUGUAGUCUACUUUCUGGUCAAAACCUGCUGCCUACAUUUCCCACAAUGCAACAUAGCAAACCAGUGUUCAGUCAGAGAUUUUGGUGUGUUAUGUGUGUAGUGGUUAAUUUAGCCUUUAGCUGCUUAGCCUCAGGCAGAGAUGGGGGAGUGGGCUACAGAUGCUUGGUGAGCUCACGUCUCUCUAACUCCACAGCUCCAGAUUGUCUUCGUUUUCAAACUAAGCUCCGACCAACGCUGACUCAAGUGACAUCACUCGGGGGCAAUCCAUCAGAAUACAACCAAAUACAGCGACGAUCUCCUUUAAUUUCUGUGUGUUUGAUGAAUGUGUGUGUGUGUGGUUUGUUUGUAUAUGACUGCUGUAACUUUUUACUUUUUUGUGCUAAUUUGACUGGAUUACUACAGGAAAUACUGCCCUAGAUCAAUAUUGUGAAAAGUAAUUAAUGUUCAUGGAAAGUAGGUUUUUAAAGAGAGGAGCCAGGCGCAUUUGGCUCAUUGUCCAGAGCACCAGUGCAGAUAGUGUUUGUCCAUUUGUGCUGUUGCCAGAUUUAAUAUUUCAGCCGUUUAAUUUUCUAAGAGCCUCAGUCGAGAGGGGAAGAGUCAUAAAAGUAAGAAACCACAUUUAACUGUGUCGUAAUGCGUCUUUUCGGGCGGGGGGUCAUGAAUGCUGCUGGAAAGAAAGCAGAAGAACCUUCAUUAAAUAUUUGUCCGCCGUGAAAUCUACAUAAUCAAACCAAGUGUUUACUACACUGGCAACAUUGCACAAAUGAUUUUUACGUUUUGAUUUUUGUAUAUAGUGUAAAAUACUCAGAACUUUUUUAAACUCCUGAAAUGUCAUCAUUCUUAACCUGAAUAAAGAAAUGUUUAUGAAAUUA